UGGAGCUAACUGGAAAAAACCUGAGCAGGACUGAGCUGUGUUUAAUCUAAACUAGUAGACCAACAGAUUUAAAGGAGGUAAAAGCUACAGUGCUGCCUACUGAUGAAAUUGGAGCAAGACAUAUCAUACUAUGUGAUCUUAAAUUCGAAGUGAAACUGGUUUACCUGCGCAUGUAAGAAAAAGGUACAUGUUCCCCUGAAAGUGCACCAACUGGUCAGCUGGUGAUGGCAGAAGAUAAGACAUUUCGCUAUGGCCUCAUUGUUCUGGGAUUCUUUUUGAUCAUAGUUGGAAUGUUCAUAAUGAAUGUGGAUAAGCCUGGGGUCUAUGCAACCUUCUUUUCCAUCGGGAUUCUGAUGAUCGUCGUGGGGAUUGUCUGGAGCAUUUGUCAGUGCUAUUCUAAGGCGACCCAUAUUCCACCUAUCAAGUCAGAAACAGAGCACCUAUUUCCAGAAAAACAGCAGCUUCCAGGCUCCAUAUCAGAGCGUGAGGUUCCUCUCAAGUCAAGCUCCCAGAGUCCAUAUACCUCCUGUGAAGAAGCUAAACAUUAUGCAAAAAAUCUGCCUACUUAUGGGCAAAUCCAGCAAAACAUAAGCGGGGUGGAAGAUUCAUCUGAAGUGAACUCGCCUCCCAUUUCACUCCAGUCAAAACAUUUGGAUGAAGGUCAAUCUUCUGUGAAGGCAGAGGUUCUGGUCCAUAGAGAUUCAGAGAGUGAUGGGGAGACCAGUUCUAGCUGCAACGACAUUACCCUUUCUGCUGGAACCAAGGGAAGAGGAUGCACUGAGGCACCCCUUGCCACAUUCAAGGAAGACUUCGACACCGCAAUCAAUUCAUCUCCCUCAAACAACUUGGCUCUUCACAGGCACAGGUCAGUCCUCCCCCCUUCUUCUAGAAACAAAGGCCAGAGCCAACCAGCUCAGAAUGAAAAUGUCAACUUAGUUGAUGCCGUUUCCCCUGACUGUUCAGCUCAGCAGAACCAGCUAGAUAUCAGUGCUUCGGAGAGUGAUGACAAAAAUAUCACAAGUAUUGCAACUGCAGCACCUUUUAAAUUUGAGCAACCAGCAUCCAGGGACAGUCAGGUAAAAGAAGACCAGAUUGCAAGUGAUAUGUUUUAUGGGAUAUGUGAUGAAAUGAAUGGAAUAAAUCUUUAUAUUUCUGAGGAAUCAGAACAAGAAGAAUCUCACUGCGAUGAAAUUUCUGUAUAAAAUCUGCAUCAUUUUCAAUACUUACAUACUAAGGAUUUGUAAAUCCUUCUGAUUGUCCGAGUGAUACCAUCAGUGUUGAAUUCUCUUACAAAAAGAAAACCUGCUGACAAGUUAACUACAAUUAUGAAUUUGAAUCACAACUUUAUUCUAUUAAAAAAAAGUCAAAUGCAAAUUGCAACUUUCAUUCCUUACAUUAUUAAUCAAAGAUUUCAGAAUAUUCAUUCAUAUAAUUUAUAUUGCGAACUGUCAAAGUUCAACUUUGCAGGAGAUCCUGGUGAAUUUCUUUGUGUAUUUCUUGCCAUGUUUCCUGGGGUCACCAUGUGUUAAGUGGCAACGAAUAUCUUGUAGCACCCCUUGCUCCUUCUACAUGGAUCCAAUGGCUUACAAAGUAAUUGCCUCAGCCUCAGUCAAGAUGUUAGUGGAAAGCCUCACUCCAAAAUUCAGGGGGCUUCUUCCCUGUCAUGGGUGCUUUCACAGAUCCUCUUCUAUUGCUGUGACACUACCAGAAUUUCAUGCCGGUGGGCUCCUCUUAACGGUCCAAUCUUGACCUUGGAAAUUUAGGCUUGGACAGAAAUAGCAAGGCACCGGAUCUCUGCCCCAAAAGUGAAAGCCCAAGCAAAGACAUCACUCUACCAUUACCAUGCAAUUUAUAUAUUCCUUAUCACAUUUGGAUAGUUGUAUUAAUUGGUCACCAUCAGAUUGAAUGGAAAGCUCCAGUGGAGAUAACAACUGCUAGAAUAGAAUGUACAGUAUGGAGGCAGGCCAUUCAGAUAAUCGAAUCCAAACCAACCCUCCAAAGAGCAUCCCAACCAGACCCAGAACCCCA
Messenger RNA from Chiloscyllium plagiosum (whitespotted bambooshark), 2028 nucleotides. RefSeq names its product barttin CLCNK type accessory subunit beta (gene bsnd). The record is from RefSeq and is a predicted model, not a curated record. NCBI's taxonomy places the organism in Eukaryota, Metazoa, Chordata, Chondrichthyes, Orectolobiformes, Hemiscylliidae. Gene Ontology annotation, molecular function: chloride channel regulator activity. Gene Ontology annotation, cellular component: basolateral plasma membrane. Gene Ontology annotation, biological process: chloride transport.